UCAGAAAAAAACGUAUUUGGCUGAAGGCGACAAUGCAGCGCAGAAUGAAGCAAACUCCUCGCAGCUGUCACCACGCAGCAAAAGGGACUACAAGGUUGGUGACAUUUCUAGUCGCAACUGCCAUUUGUCUUCUGGUGGCCUUAUCAUCUGCUGUCAAAGUCGUCUUUCUGAUGGGGAAAUCAAGCAGACGUUGCCCUGAAAAAUGGAUGCAGUUUAGAGAGAGCUGUUUCUAUCUUUCAACCAACAGGAGCACCUGGGAGGCCAGCAAGGACAAGUGUGUGUCACAGGGGGGUCAUCUUGCAAUGCUACAAGACGCAGAGGAGAUGGAUUUCCUUAUUCCUCACUGCAGGAUAUACUCUGCCUUUUGGAUUGGUUUGAACAGGAAAAAUGGAGAGCAGUGGAAAUGGAUCAAUGGACAGCCCUUCAAUCAUACAGACUGGGUUUCCAAUAACACCGAGGGGAACUGUGUCUGUGUGGCCAAAGACUCUCUGGAGAAGCACCAGUGUAACCAAGAGCUCUACUGGGUCUGUAAGACGUGUGUCAGGCUUUCCUGAUGAUGCCCUCUCUCCUUUCAUCACUCCCUGGCUCGGGCAAGUGAGACAUCAUCUGAAGAAUGAGAUCCUCCUAGAAAGCUGGACAGUCAUGUUGGGAUGUGUUCCCAGCCGGAUGUGUGCCACAGCACUCUACCUCAGGACAACAUUGUACAUAUGUAUUAAUGGGCUUAUCUAUGCAUUUACAUCUAACAUAAGUUUGGAAUGUGAAAACAAACAUGAGUACAUAGUGGAAAUCUCCAUCAAUUUGCAAAUUCUGCAUAAGCAGAAGUGACAGGGUUAGGAAUCGAGUAGAAACCCCUGGAGACGUGAGACGGCAUUGCCAGUCACUGCUCUGAUACCCCCAACUGUGUAACAUGCCAAAUGUUUGCUACUAUGAGAAGAGGUAAGAUGGCACCGUUUCACAAAUCCAUAUCUCAAUAAAAACGUACUAAACAAAACACCAUUUUCACACACUGUCUAGGCCAGAUUUUGUCUGAUGUCUAAACAGAAGUCAUCUGUGACAAAUAAGGCGUCACAGUUUGCAGUUAUUAGUGUUGUCUCACAGCUCCAUGAGACAGAAUUUCAAUCCUGCCACAUCCUGCCUGUUUGCAUGUUUUACUUGUAUGUGCAUGAGUUCCACUUUGGGUACUUUUUAAUUUCUUCCUAACCAUUUGCAUGUUAAAUGGCAACUUUAAAGUGCCAGUGUGCCCUGCAUAGGCCUGGCACACUGUCCAGGGUUGGUUUCUGCCUUGUGUCUCAUGCUGCCUGGAUAAGUACCCGAGCCUUCAAGCCUAACGUUGUAUUGUAGGCUUAGUAAAUGGAUGGAUGGCCAGAUUUCACCUGCAACAUCUGCCAGAAAACACAUGCUGGGCCUUCCAUAAUGUUUGGGACAAAGACAUUCUUUUCCUUGAUUUGUCCUUCUGCUCUGCAGUAUAAAAUUACAAAUCAAACACCAGACUUCUGUUUAAAGUGCACAUUUCAGACUUUCUUGUAAGGGAAUUUUCAUAUACUUUUUCUACCUGCCCCCCGAUUUCAGGGCACCAUAAUGUUUGGGACAAUUGGUGUCACAGGUAUUUGUGAUUCCCCAGGUGGGUUUCAUUGCGUCACAUGUCACCUCAGCCUACUUCUCAUCUUUAGAGUCUGUAGUUGCCAUUGUUCAACAUGAGGACAAGAGCUGAGUCAAUGAAAGUCAAAGAAGCCAUCAUGAGGCUGAAAAACAAGAAUCAAACCAUUUGAGACAUCAUGGAAACCAAAAUCAACAGCCAGGAAUAUGAAGAAGAAAAACACACCGGUGUUGUGUAAUCACAAAGAGGCUGGUAGGCCAUGGAAGACCUGCACUGCAGAGGACAGAAGAAUCCUCACUAUGGUCAAGAAAAAGCAAUAAACGCCUGUCUGACAGUUCAGAAACAGUCUUUAAGGGGCCGAUGUGUGUGUCAGAGAUGACCAUCAGCAGAAGACUUCAUGAACAGAAAUGCAGAGGACCCCUAGUUAGCCACAAACACAGAAUGGCCAGUUUACAGGACUGCAAAGAGCCUGCAGAAUUCUGGGAAAAGGUCUUAUAGACAGAUGACAAAGACAGACCUGAUCAGAGUGAUGGCAAGAGCAAAGCACGAAGACAAAAAGGAACUGCCUGAGAUCCACAGCAUACCACCUCAUUUAUUAAACUUGGUUAUGACUGCCACAGGUCCUGGCACACUUGUCCUAACUGAUGAUAGAACUAGUGAUGGCAGCCGCACAAUGACUUCUGAGGUGUGUAGAAACAUCCAAUGUGCUCAGGUUUCGGUAGAUGCCUCCAAAUGCAAUGGAUGGUGUUUUAUCCUACCACAAGACGAUGAUCCAAACACACUGCUGAGGUAACAAAGGAGCUUUUCAAAGCUAAAAAAUGGAAAAUUCUGGAAUGACCAAACCAUUUACCUGAUUUAAAUUCAACUCAGCAGGCCUUCCAUAUGCUGAAGAGAAAACUUAAGGGGAGAACCCCCUGAAACAAGCAGGUGCUGAAGAUGGCUACAUUGGAGGCUUGGCAGAGAUUCACCAGAGAAGACCCUCAGCACACCUGGUGACAUGCAGGCUUCAAGUAGCCAUUGCAUGCUGGGAUAUGUGACAAAAUCCUAAAUAUGACAAUAGCUCUAAUAGACCUGCCAAUGCUGUGUCCCAAACAUUAUGGUGCCCUGAAAUGGGGAGCCUGUGAAGAAAAAAGUGUUGGUGACUGAAAUGCAUACAAACCCCCUUCAUGAAAGUCUACAGUGUGCACUUUAGUCGCCAUGUCUGAAUUGUUUGAUGUUUACUUUUAAACUGUGGAGCAAAGGGGGAAAUCAAGAAAAAAAAAAAAAUUAAGCAUUUGUCGUACCAGGUCUUGCGGUUUAUUUACAGUCACUUUAGGCGGUUAACUUUGCGUCUUUACAGUUUUACAUAAAGGCUUAGUUUUGAUUUCUUGGUUAAGCAGAGAGAUGUGUACAUUUAGAAUUUGUGAGUUGUUCCCACUCAAUCCAUAUUAAAGCACUUAAAUGUAUAACCCAACAUAAACUGCACAUUCACAAAAAAGAGAGUGAUCCAGUUUUAGUGUAAAUGAAGGGACAUAAAAGCAAAGGUGCUCCAAAUUUUAUUUAUUUCAAAAAUAAAGUGAAACACCUAUCAGCUUUUCAGUACAGGCCUUGCACUUAAGAUGUUUUCUACUUAAAUUGAACAACUUUUAAUAGAGAAGUAUAAUCAAACUCCACAUUGUAUUUUUAAAUCAACUCGAAAAUAAAGCAAAGCUAUAAACUGAUUUCCUUAUUGCUCGAUCCAUGAAUAAAUCAUUCUUAUUGCAAAUUUCACAAAUCACAGCAUCUGAAGGCACUUUAUGAAACAGAUGGAGUACAAUUGAAAUCAAAAUCAUUACAUUUGAUAUGAUAAAUACUUCAUUACAAGAAUAUCAACUUUGUAUAGAAAAAGAUCACUCGGUGUAGAGUAAAACUUCUAGUGAACACCCAAGAGGAGCACCGAGCAGCAAACACUUGAGAUUUAGGUGUGUGUGGUUCAGGUGCAGAGUAACACACACGGCUCAACGAGGACUCGGCACAUCCCUACUCCUACCCGACGUUCCAAGAUUGUCCUUGAAGUGAUUCAAAUAAGUUGCAAAAAUGUUCUAUCAGUACUUGCAGGGUAUGUGCUUAAAGGCAUAAAGAGAAAGCCAGCAUGGACUGAGUGGACAAAGAAAAAAGAUGCCAAGCUGUGUUAUUUAUUCUCUUUACCUUUUUACAGUCCCACACAGCUUUUCGGUUAACACUUUAGUUUAGGUCCUGCAAAAAUGCAUCAUUUACUCUUGCGUAACACGACCUUACCAAAGGCUUAUUUUAGUCUUUAAAACACUUCUGAAACAUCCGUAAAUCUGGUAUUCAUUCAUCUCUGUGCUCUGUGGCGUAUUGACAUGUUGGUAAAAUAACUUGUUAAUAUGAAGGAUUCUAGGAUCUUAAACUAAAUAUGUAACAUCAAGAGAAAUGCGCCACAGUUCAGCCACCUCAGACCACUGCAGAGUGACGUUUUGUUAGUAGGUGACAUCACGGAGAUGAAUGAACACUUUACUGAUGCUUUGUAAAUGUUCUGAAGACCCAAACAAGGGUUUAAGGGUUCUUGAUGUAGAAUAGUAAAUUAGUAAUACGUGCAUUUUUGUGGUAUCUAAACUAAAGCGUUACCAGCUUCUCUUCUUAAAACUUGCAUAUCAUGAAGGACUGCAAAAGAAAGCCUUCUUAAUUAACAUGAUUUUUUGGUAAAAUCGAAGAGCAAAUAUCUGCAGACCACCAGAUACACAGAUUAUUAAGUGAGAACCCCCUUGUUUUAAGUCGCACAAAAUGCAGUGCUUCAUUUCACCUAAAUUAACAAAGUUUACAUAGAUAAUGUUCAAAUGUAUGCAGUAAAAUAAUGUUAAAACAUCCAACAGUCAAAGAAUUUGUGCAUAAAGGCAUACGGUACUGCAUAGGGAUCUUUUGUGGGGGAGAUUCUAGAAGGUGUACACGACAAAGGUUUAGACCCGCCAUUUCAACUGUUACCCUCGGUUCAUUAGGGCCUUGUUUAGAGGUCUGGAAGCCUUAAAGUGCUUCAUAUCGUUAUUUGUUUUAAACAGUCGUUAUAACGCCUUUGGUUAAUCCCAGCACCCUGAUUAUAAAAAUAUAUCAAGACAUGUGUAAAAAAACAGUUCCAUUCAAAUCUGACAGAUUAUUAGGUUUUUGCAUGUCAUUGUAAUAAGGCACAUUAAUCGUGGUAAACAAUUCCAACACUCACUUUUCCUUGGAUGGCAAGUGUCCAAAUAACUUCACGAAAAUCUACAACUACCUUGAAUGGUUCAAACUUUGCAUUCAUCCGCUUGUUACCAGUCCCUGACCUGUUCAUUGUGGGACUGUUCACACACAAACACACUCCAGUCCAAAAUAAAAAAAGGAUUUACCAUAGAAUAUGGCAGACAGUAACUAGGAUAGAAUUCUAGCCCAAUGACAUCAACUGAGCAAUGUCCAGAAGCAAAUAACACAAAACGCCAGGUUAUAUUGUAAAAACGGUUGACUAUAAAUCAAGUGAUGUUAUGCUCAGACUAUAUGAUGCACUGCAGAAACCACAUCUGGAGUGUCGUGUGUGGUUCUGGUUACCACGCCACAAGAAAGACAGAAAAGCACUUAUAGCUGUGCAUAGGAGAUCAGCCAAGUGCAUCAUGGGACUUGAGGAAGUGUCCUACUCUGACAGAUGCAGAAUUAAACUUGUUUAGUCUUGAGCAGAGGAGACUGCACAGGGACCUAAUCCAGGUGUUGAAAAAUCCUCAAUGGCAUUGAUCAAGUAGAUUUAGUAGAGUCCACAGUCCAAAGACAUGCGGGUUAUGUGGAUUGGUGGUUCUAA
Molecule: messenger RNA, 5393 nt
Organism: Polypterus senegalus (gray bichir)
Lineage: Eukaryota; Metazoa; Chordata; Cladistia; Polypteriformes; Polypteridae
Product: killer cell lectin-like receptor subfamily G member 1
Exons: 5
Coding region: 33-554 (173 amino acids)
Source: RefSeq, a predicted model, not a curated record